Sciurus carolinensis (gray squirrel) is the source of this 5696-nucleotide messenger RNA. It is a transcript of the gene Shld1, whose product is annotated as shieldin complex subunit 1. Gene Ontology annotation, biological process: positive regulation of double-strand break repair via nonhomologous end joining; positive regulation of isotype switching; negative regulation of double-strand break repair via homologous recombination. The transcript has 4 exons. The record is from RefSeq and is a predicted model, not a curated record. NCBI's taxonomy places the organism in Eukaryota, Metazoa, Chordata, Mammalia, Rodentia, Sciuridae. Gene Ontology annotation, cellular component: site of double-strand break. Bases 634 to 1254 code for a protein of 206 amino acids.
AGAGGUCACAGCCAUGUGUUCGAUCAUUCCAGCUUCACAAUUAGAAAGCUAUAACGAUUUCCGUAGGCCGUUACCGUUUCUUCCCCUCCCCCUCGUCCCUCCGCUUCAACCCUAGACGCCCCGCGGCUGCCAGGGCUUUGGGACUCCCCGGAAUGUACAAGCGGUGGAGUGGGGUGAUUUUCAGUUUUUCUUUUUCUUUUGAAAAAUGGUUUUCUUAAGAAAUUUCACAAAUUGUAAAGUUUGCUCAUUUAAAGUGUAAGAUUCAGUGAGGUUUGUGGUUCUCAGCCUGUGCAGUUAUCAUUCCAAGCUAAUUUUAGAAUAGUUUCGUCACCCCAAAGAAAAACUAUCCGUGGGGACUGUAGUGAGUUCCUGUGCGAAGUAGCAUCACACUCUUCAUUCACCAUGACCCUCCGGAUCUAGGCAAUUAGUGGUGUGCUUUUUCUAAUGUAAUAUAAAUGGAAUCAUAUCUGUGACUCGUGCCUUUCAAGUAGGGCCUUGACCUGGUUCACAUGGUUUUCCUCUCACCUGUACCAUGUAUGUGAGUGAUUUCCUAUUUCAAGACUGCCUUCUGCCAUAAUUAAGCAGGCUUAAGCCUCAAUCCACCUGCCAUCCAGCUACCAAACAUGAAGAACUAUGGCAGCCCAGGAAGCCAGUUCAGGCAGCCAGUCAGGGGAGAGUUGUGCUUUGGACCUACCAUCAGCAUGUGACAUAAGAGACUAUGUGCUGCAGAGGCCCAGCCAGGAGAUCAACAGUGAGACUCUCAGUUCUGUGGAAUUCCAUUCUUUUCCUUGCUCUUCUGAUGUGGAUCCAGAAAGCAGUAAUUCAAAUACUGAACAGAAAGCCUCCUGGACUUCUGAGAACAUCUGGUUUGACCCUUCUGUGAAAGGCCAGUCAGAGACCACAGAAGAGGAAGAUGAACUUCGGAAAUCCCUGGAUAGAUUCUAUGAAGUGUUUGGCCAUCUGCCGUCAGUCUCUGGGAAUCCACUCUCUGCAUCUGUCUGCCAUUGCCUGUCUCAGAAAAUCACUGAACUGGAGGACCAGGAGAGCCAAAAGUAUGCCCUUCGCUGUUUCCAGAUGGCCCGGGUCAUCUUCAACCGGGAUGGCUGCUCAGUCUUACAGAGACAUUCCAGGGACACACACUUCUACCCACUGGGGGAGGCAAGUGCUUCUCUAGAUAAUGAAAAGCCCACCCCAGGACUUUCAAAAGAUAUUAUUUAUUUCCUCUUGCAACAGAAUGUGAUGAAAGAUCCAUAACUGGUGCUGGCAGUGAGAGCAGGCAGCAUUGUAGGUGCAGCACUGUGAUCAGUGCUGUUGGUACCCACCUCCCUGGAACCCUUGGGGCCUCUUGCCAGCUGUGUGUGCCCAACUCCCAGCUAAAUGCUUUGCAGUUAAACACUGGCCCCUGCAACCUGUCCUGAAGCCAGUCGGCCUCUAUGGAGAACCCUGUGGCUACCCCACCUCCCUUGCCACCUACCACUCACCCUGACCAAGGCCACUGACUGUCAGGGUUAGGAGUCAGAAGCCUGGCUUCCUUGCCUCAAUCUAUGCUCCAGAGUUCUCUCUUCUCCGGAUCAGGCCAAGACUGGGACUUUGCAGGAUAUCACACCCUUGCUCUACUUCAUCCCUUUCCCCAUCCUCCUCCUCCCACUCCACCUACUGGUGUCUCUGGGAGCCUUUCCUUAAUAAACCUCUUAUAUCUGAAUCCUUGACUCAGGGUCUACCCCUGGCAGAGUCCAACCUAAGAGAACAGACUUUAGUGGGGUAAGUUUUAUGUAGGGACAAUGCUCUGUACUGAAUCAAGUAUAAAAUUAAAUCAAGUUGUAAGAUGGAGACCACAUGUUUGAGAUCAUAAGUCCUAAAAUAAUAUAGAGAUUUAAAUAUGGUGUUGUUUUGGUUGGUUGGUUGUUUCUGGUACCAGGGAUUCAACCCAAGGGCACUUAGCCACUGAGCCACAUCCCCAGCCCUUUUUAUGUUUUAAUUGGGGACAGGGUCUUGCUAAGUUGCUUAGGGCGUUGAUAAGUUACUAAAGCUGGUUUUGAACUCACAAUCCUCCUGCUUCUGCCUCCCUAGUUGCUGUGAUUGAGGCAUGCACCACCAUGCCUGGCCUUUAAAUAUGGUUCUAAAAAGUAAACCACACUUGCCUUGCCCCUUCUCUAAGAGCCAGAAUUCCAUUUUAUAAUACUAAGGGAAUAUGGAAGGAAAAUUUGUACCAUCUAAAAUAACAACUAAAAUUCACAAAUUAAAGAAAAAUGGUUUCUUUGUCUCCAAUAUUGCAAUCUGAAAGGUGAGAAACAAACACCCACUAAAAUAUGUGUAAGUGAAGUUAUAAUCUUCUAGCCUGACACCAUGUGGGCUUGUCAGUUUGUGCUUGAAGAGAAUAAAGAAUCCUUUACCCAAGUAGAGGGUCCUUCUCUUAUUUUUUCUUCUGCCUGCCAGCAUCCUCUGUCAUCCUCUGAACAGUCCCCUGCCCCAACCCUCUCCUAUCCUUGUCUCCAACAUUCUGGGCUCCAUUACAAAUACUUGCCCAGAACAGGGCCUCGCUACCACCCUGCCCCUGUCCGCCAGGCCUGGAGCUCUUUAAAUAGCCCAUGCAGGCUUGCACUGGCAGAUGCUCCACUCUGCGGGUCGUGUCCUGAAUGCUGGUUUGAGACUUUGUUGGUAGAAUUACAUCACCUGGCACAGAGCUCUCUUGAAGUAUAAUUGGAAGCCUCAUACUAAUCCCUGCUUUGACAGUUCUUCAAGCAAAUUACCUUGACAGAAAGGGUUAUAUCAUUUGUUUUGGGAAACAACAAAAGCUGGCAACCUGCUACCAUUACAUUUUGAGAAACUCAAGGUGUGAUUUAAUUGGCGCUAAGGCUCCAAAAGCUUUCCAGAAAGCAGAUUAUGCAAAUGGGGCAGCCUAAAAGUGUACAUUAAAAGUGAGUGCACCAUCUCAGGAUGGUCUUUUGAGGAUUCUUAGAUGGAGAGAGGAGCCUUUUAAAUGUUAGCAAUGACAUACUCAGUCUACCAGUUCAGGGAGGAUCAGAGGUGAGAAACUUCCAAGUUGAAGGGCAGAGACACCAGUGGAAGCAGACCUACAUUGUAGAAAAUUGGAAAUGAAUAGGCCUUUGAGAGGUACUCAAGAAAGUAAGACUCCAGCUUUUCCUUUGACAAGCAUCAUCUGCCUCUUUCUCCUAAUCAACAGGCCCCCAAAUAGUUGUGAAACCAGUGGGACUUAUAACUGAACACCCGCCAGUGGAAUUUUAAGGUUGCUAGCUUUAUUGUUUUUUAAUGUGAAACAUAUUAAUAGAUGCCCUUGAAGAAUGUUGUCAUUUUUAGUAUUAUUCAGCCACUGAAAUAUUUGCAAUUAGUCUCCAUGGCUACCAACAGAAGGAAACUGGGUUACUUUAUACUGUUUUUAAAGGACAAAAAAAUACAAGUAAUUGAAUCUCCAUGUUGGGAAUCAGCAGCUUCUAUUUCACAGGGAGAUCUUAGUAUCAAAGUGUGUACUCUUCAUGACUAUCAGUGCCGAGCAAGAGGUGGACUCUGAGAGCAGAGAACGUGGAAGCCUAAAAGCCAGAAUCACCUUAGGGUAAAACGUCAUGGUACAUGUUUACUUGCUUCUAAGUAAGUAUUUGUGACAGGUCAGUGUAAGAUAUUUGAUUCCCUGCAAUCAUGCUCCUUAAUUUGAUCUCCAGGAGGUUAGGAUAGAAUUUUCCAUUUAUCUCUGUGAACCUUUAAUAAAGAUUAACAGAUAAGAAUACUGAGACUCUGGCCUUUGGCAUUAUUGUCUGAUUCCAUCUUGCAGAUAAAUUCACUGACAUCUCUUCAUCCCACGAACAUUGUGACCAGCCUCUGAUAUCAUCUGUGGCCCUUUUCAGACCUAUCAGGGCCUUUGUGAGGAUGAAUCUGCUUUUAGAAACAUCAGAACUCUAAAGAAGAGAACUUCUACUGGUGUUUUAAGUUUGUGUAGCAUUAUUCCUUUCAUUAGGCUAUUUCUUUAGGUAAUCAGUGCUGGGGGUGGAACCCAGCUGGAGUCUCUCACUUGCUAAGCCUGCAUGCUUGCUCUGAACUACCUGCCCCUCUUGCCCUGAGCUACCUGCCCCCUAACUCUGUCUUUGUAUUUAAGGGCACAUGCAACAAAUUGUAUUACCAGUAAUUAGCAUAAAACAGUACAGUGAUACUUUUAAACUUUUUAAAGCUUGGAAGGCUUUUCAUUAGAUUUUAAUUAUUCAGAAAAAAUGCAUAUAUCAUAUCACUGAACCUCUGGGUGAUUUUCAUUAAAUGAGCCCACUGGGCAACCAGCAUUCUGCUCAGGCGGCAGAUCCAAUUACCUGCCAGGCCCCACAGCCUGCUUCCAAGUGGAGGUUUUCAUCUGGAGAACUAAUAGCAGUGCUCUGACCAAUUUCCUCAAACAGCUGUUAGCGCACAAAAUCACUUUUGAUGCCCUAUGGACAAUGUUUAUUUUAAAUAUGAAUUUGUUCAGUUUCAUAUAUUGAAAAAUACAACUACUAUGUUUAAUCCAUACUUGCAUAAAUACUAGGAAGGAUAAGCUUAAUGUGUCUAACAAUUUUUAAAUAAACUGAAUUAAUCCAAAAAUUAAUAAUAGAACAUGAAGGGGGCAUUUAAAAUCUAUAAGGAAAAGGUAGUUUUAAGCAAAUGAUCUUAGAGAAAUCGGCUCCCCACUUUGGGGAAAGGAGAGUAAAAGAGACUGGAUUCCCCAUCUUCUCUUAUCAAAAUGAAUGCUGGAUGGGUUAAAGAUUUCAAAGUAAAAAAAACCCAAAUCAUAAAAAUCCUAGAUUAAAACAUAAGUAUGUAGAGAGAGAGCAGGAUAUCUUGGCAUAGGGAAGAUCUUUCUAAGAAUGGAAGAGCCUAAAAAUUAUGUAGGAAAAAUUUGCUAAAGUUGGCUGCCUAAAAACAUAAAAUUCUAUGGGCAAAAAAAAAUGCAUAACAAGAUCAAAAGUAGGAAAAACACUUGGAAUUCAUAUAACAGACUUUUUCUUCAACAAACAGAAUUCUUAAAAAAUCAUUAGAAAAAGAAUCAAAGAGAAAAAAAUGGCAAAGGAUAUGAACAGUUAGGAAAACUGUAGAGAUGCUUCUCAGUGUAUAGCAGAUCCUGAUAUACCUGGUAAGUUCAUUAAUUUGUGAUAUGCCCUGAUAAAUCCAUCCUUAAGCUGAAAAUAUUGGAAGUCAGAAAUGCAUUUACUACACCUAACCUACCAAUCAUCAUACUUAGCAACAACACAGUAUGUUGUAAAGUACUGGUUGUUUUCCCUCAGGACCAGUUGGUUGGUUGGGAGCUGUGGCUAACUACCUACCUCUGCCCAGCAUCUUAAGGGAGUAUCAUAAGUUGUUGAUUUUGCAAAAGACAGAAAUUCAAAAUUUGAAGUUUGGUUUCUAAUGAAUGUGUAUAGAAUGUGAAUUAAAUACAGUUUCACUUUUGCACCAUCAAAAAUUUAGAAUAUUGUUAAGUCAAACCAUCGUAAGUUGGGGACCAUCUGUGUGUAUGUGUAUACACACACAUGGAUAUGGUUAAUAAACAUGAAACCAUGCCUAAUUACACUUAAAAGUAAAAAACUGACAUGUAGAAAACAAUGAUAUGCUUUGUUGUUUUUUUGUUUUGUGUCUUGAUUUUUUCUUUAUUUUAAAGAAUGAUCAAAAGUUGACAGGAGCCAGGCAUGAUGGCACAUGCCUAUAAUCCCAGCAACUGGGGAGGU